AAUGACUACAGUAGCCCAGAAGCACUUUUUGGAAGGGCAGACAUACUCAGUCCCCCUGAUCCAACCGGACUUACGCAGGGAGGAGAAAAAAAAAGCGGAUGCACUUCAGUAUCUGCAGAAGGUGUCGGGUGAUAUCUUCAACAGGAUCUCGCAGCGGGUGGAGGCCAGCCGGGCACAGCUUCAGGCGAUUGGUGAGAGAGUCACGCUUGCCCAAGCGAAGAUUGAGAAGAUAAAAGGCAGCAAGAAGGCCAUUAAGGUAUUUUCCAGUGCCAAGUAUCCAGCCCCUGAGCGGCUGCAGGAGUACAGUUCCAUUUUUGCUGGUGCAGAAGACCCAGCUAAAGAGAAAUGGCCAAGACACAAGAUUCAGAGCAAACACCGAGUGCUGGAUGAUAAAGCUCUGCAGGAGAAGCUCAAGUACUUCCCUGUGUGUUUGAGCACCAAAAUUCACCAGGAGGAUGAUGCAGAAGAAGGCCUUGGCAGCCUCCCCAGGAACAUCAGCUCCCUCAGCUCCCUGCUGCUCUUCAACACCACCGAGAACCUGUACAAGAAGUACGUUUUCCUGGAUCCUCUGGCUGGAGCAGUGACCAAGACCCAUGUGGCUUUGGAGACAGAAACGGAAGAGAAGCUUUUUGAUGCUCCUCUCUCCAUCACCAAAAGGGGACAGCUGGACCGACAGGUGGCUGAAAAUUACUUCUACGUGCCAGAUCUGGGCCAGGUCCCUGAGAUUGAUGUGCCAUCCUACCUGCCAGACCUACCUGGCAUUGCUGCAGAUCUCAUGUACAGUGCUGAUCUGGGCCCCGGCAUCGCACCGUCUGCCCCUAGCAGUGCCAUUCCAGAGCUGCCCACUUUCAACACCGAGUCGGUGGAGCCUUUGCAACCAG
Apaloderma vittatum (bar-tailed trogon) is the source of this 881-nucleotide messenger RNA. RefSeq names its product WAS protein family homolog 1 (gene WASHC1). Gene Ontology annotation, cellular component: early endosome; WASH complex; recycling endosome. Gene Ontology annotation, molecular function: gamma-tubulin binding; alpha-tubulin binding. The record is from RefSeq and is a predicted model, not a curated record. Gene Ontology annotation, biological process: exocytosis; retrograde transport, endosome to Golgi; Arp2/3 complex-mediated actin nucleation. The transcript has 6 exons. NCBI's taxonomy places the organism in Eukaryota, Metazoa, Chordata, Aves, Trogoniformes, Trogonidae. The annotation marks the transcript as partial.